Capsicum annuum is the source of this 941-nucleotide messenger RNA. RefSeq lists its product as uncharacterized. Lineage: Eukaryota; Viridiplantae; Streptophyta; Magnoliopsida; Solanales; Solanaceae. The record is from RefSeq and is a predicted model, not a curated record. The transcript is spliced from 2 exons. The coding region runs from base 159 to 743 and encodes 194 amino acids.
CAAAAGCAACGACGUCGUACAGUGAUCCGCCGCUUUCUAAUUGGGUGUACUGUAGACACCGAGCCCCAUAUAUGAUUUUCUUACAAAUGAAGUCAGUCAAACUCGAACUCAAUCACAAAUAAAUAGAACAAAAGAAUAUCAGUCCAGCAGUAACAAAAAUGGCGUCUAUUCCACGUUACUUUUUCAUUUCUCUACUUGUUCUUCAUUCCCUUCUCUUCUCCUUUGUCAAAUGUGAUGACGAGGAAGACAACCUUCUUAAAGGUAUUAACAGCUACAGGGCAUCCCUAAACUUGAAAACUCUGCGCGAGAAUGACAAAGCCAAGUGCCUUGCUGAUGAAAUGGCCGACCAAUUUAAAGAUCAACCAUGUACAAACACAACCGGCGCCAAUACUGUACCUGGCACUGAACCUCAAUUCUCUGACUAUCCUAAACUUCUAUCCAAGUGCAAAUUGAAUGUCACAACCACCAGAGAUGGAAUGAUAAUGCCUGCCUGUGUUCCCAACCUUGUUCCAGACCUCGUUCUUUCCAACUUUACGAAGUCCCAGUAUUCUAAUUAUCUGAAUGAUACCAAGUUUAGUGGUGUUGGAAUUGGUUCUGACGAUAACUGGAUGGUUGUAGUCUUGACCACAAGCAACCCAGAGGGAAGCUUUACACCUGAUAAUAGUUCAGCAAACCUAGUUUUUCAGCUUGGUUUGAUCUCUCAUGCAGUCUUUCUACUUGUGGCAUUUCUCAUCUUACUGUGAAAAUGUUGAACCUUUACACUUUUUUUUCUUUUUUCACAUCUGAGUGUAGUUUCUAUUAUCAGUACCGGAUUUUGUUGUUAGCUGGUGAUUUGUAAUAUUCUUAUUGAAAGAGGGAGAUUAUCAGCUACUAUCCAUACAGAGAAUGUACCUUACAAGACUAUAAACUUGUGUCACAAACACAUUCCCUUGUCUUUUUUA